CAUAUUCUGGAGAAGACAAGCCAUGUUACUGACAUAUGGAAAUAACAGUGGGGCCAUGUUCAUCCUAUUGAGCUUCUCAGAUUACCCAGAAAUAGAGAUGCCUCUCUUCUUGGUGUUUCUCGCCAUCUACAGCAUCACUGUGGUAGGAAAUAUUGGCAUGAUAGUCAUAAUAAGAAUUAAUCCCAAACUGCACACUCCCAUGUACUUCUUCCUCAGCCACCUCUCCUUUGUGGAUUUCUGCUAUUCCUCUGUCAUUGCUCCCAAGAUGCUGGUGAAUCUUUUUAUAAAAGACAGAGCCAUCUCAUUUUUAGAAUGUAUAGUACAAUAUUUUUUCUUUGCUAUCUUUGUGGUAACUGAAACCAUUUUAUUAGUGGUUAUGGCCUAUGACAGAUUUGUGGCCAUCUGCAGACCACUGCUUUACACAGUAGCCAUGUCUCAGAAACUCUGCAUCAGUCUAGUGGUGGGAUCAUAUGCAUGGGGACUCAUAUGUUCCUUGACAAUGACAUGCUCUAUUAUCCAGUUAUCUUUUGUUGGUAUCAACACAAUUGAUCAUUUCUUUUGUGAGUUCUCCUCACUUCUGGUUCUUUCAUGCUCUGAUACUCAUGUUAAUCAAAUACUUCUCUUCUCACUUUCUACUGUGAAUGCUCUUAGUACUCUACUCAUCAUCCUUCUGUCAUAUAUGUUUAUCCUUGUCACCAUACUCAAGAUGCAAUCAUCCAGGGGCCGCCAAAAGGCUUUCUAUACGUGUGCUUCACACCUGACUACCAUCACUAUCUUCUAUGGUACUAUCCUGUUUCUCUACUCUGUACCCAACUCAAAGAACUCCCAGCUCACAUUCAAAGUGGCCUCUUUGUUUUAUACCCUGGUGAUCCCCAUGCUAAACCCUUUGAUUUACAGUCUGAGGAAUAAAGAUGUGAAGGACACAAUCAGACAAAUCAUGAAGAUUAAAUUUAUAGCUCUCCCCCAUUUAUCCUCUAAAGUACGUUGAUCCUUGCAUAAGUACAGGGGUUUU
Messenger RNA from Mus musculus (house mouse), 1012 nucleotides. It is a transcript of the gene Or5d35, whose product is annotated as olfactory receptor family 5 subfamily D member 35. The record is from RefSeq and is marked validated. Gene Ontology annotation, biological process: G protein-coupled receptor signaling pathway; signal transduction; detection of chemical stimulus involved in sensory perception of smell. NCBI's taxonomy places the organism in Eukaryota, Metazoa, Chordata, Mammalia, Rodentia, Muridae. Gene Ontology annotation, cellular component: plasma membrane; membrane. Bases 23 to 988 code for a protein of 321 amino acids. The transcript has a single exon. Gene Ontology annotation, molecular function: G protein-coupled receptor activity; olfactory receptor activity.